AUGGACGAGGAGGGUUUCCUUGGCCGUGCGGAUGAGGUGGUGGUGGUAGAUCUGGUGGGCGGUGCAAAGCUCGCGCGGACAAGGUGCGGCGCAAAGCUCACGCGGGUCCGAGCUCAGGAAGGAGGAGGAGGGGGAAUGCGCGCGGGUCCCCACUCGGGAAGGAGGAGGAGGGGGAGUGCGNUUCCUUGGCCGCUGCGGCGGAUGGUCGGCGGCGCAAAGCUCACGCGGGGAAAGAGCGGCGCAAAGCUCACGCGGGUCCGAGCUCAGGAAGGAGGAGGAGGGGGAAUGCGCGCGGGUCCCCACUCGGGAAGGAGGAGGAGGGGGAGUGCGGGCCCCCCUGCUGCUUCUUCGCUUGUGGUGGUUGGGGGCGGUAUGGCGAGGCGAAGGGGCGAGGCGGAGAAGGGAAGUGUUGGAUCUGAGCUGGGGUAUGACAUGUACUCGUUUUGGGUGUUAGGAGUGGGGGCUGCAUACAGGGUGCACUCUUCUAAGUUAUGUCGGAUGGUCUUGUCGAUGGAAAUAUCAAGGCAGAUGUUUCAACUUUUUGUUGGUUUCUUUGUUAUUGUGUGCAAAUUUGUCCCGACUCAUCAGGUGUGCGAUUUGUAUUGCGGGGUUGGAGCAUUUGCGGACAAGUGGGACGACGCCCAAAUCGGGCACUUCAUUGGAAUUGACCCUUCUGCAUCUGGUAUAAUUAGCGAACCUCGCGAUAUAUGUGAGAGCCAAAGGAAGCCUUACAUUGCCGAUUUCUGUGAUCUGGACCCUUGUACUAGUGAUUUAGAGAUCCAAUUGCAAGAUAAGGGAAUUCCAGCCGAUAUUGUUUGCUGCUUGCGUCAUUUGCAGUCAUGCUUUGAAAGCGAGGAAAGAGCCCGAAGAUUUCUCCACAAUGUGUCCUUGUUGUUAAAACCAGGCGGAUAUUUCUUCGGUAUAACUCCUGAUUCAUCCACCAUAUGGACAAAGUAUCAAAAGAAUGUUGAAGCUUCACAUAACAAGGGAAGCGGUAUGAAGCCAACUGCAGUCACAAAUUGCAUACGUUCAGAAAACUAUGUUAUUACUUUCGAAGUUGAGGAAGAGAAGUUUCCUUUAUUUGGAAAGAAAUAUCAACUAAAAUUUGCCAAUGACAUCACAUCUGAGACCCAUUGCUUAGUGCAUUUUGCGAGCUUUAUUAGAUUAGCAAGAGAAGCAGGUCUUGAGUAUGUGGAGAUCCAGAAUUUAACAGAGUUUUAUGAUGAUAAUAGAGCACAAUUUGCUGGGAUACUCUCUAGUUAUGGUACCAAUUUGGUGGAUCCCCGUGGAAGACUUCUUGCUCGAUCCUUUGAUAUACUAAGUUUGUAUUCUAUAUUUGUAUUUCACAAACCUGAUCCAGAUGUCAACCCCCCAAUUCUGACCCCAAAUUUACAAGAUGGAAACCACAUCCAGGAAGAUCAUGAAUGGUUGGGGAGUAGCCGGAGGCAGCAGGCCCCUUCUUCAAUAGACGAGGAGAGACCCGAGCAUACAGAAGCAAACCCGGGAACAGGAAAUAUUAUUACUACGGAGUACGACAAAGGGAUUUUGGGCCCUGGUCCAUCAGAUCUGAGGUUCUCAGACCUGAUUUAAUGCUCCUGCUCUUGUGAUUCUUGUCUGUCACUAUCACCAUUUUGUAUCAAAUACCUAUAUAUAACUACUGCUGCUUCUUCCACAUUAUAGGAACGGCUAGUAGUAGGUCUUACGUAAUACCUAAUUAUCGUUUCAUCAGACAACUUAAUUUUAAUGAUGGGUUAGGAGUUGUCUUAUGUAGUUAUUAAUCAAACUUGGAAUUAAAUGAGAAAAUUGGACUGGAAAGUGACAACAGUUAAAGAGACUUUGGAUUUUGGAUA
Ananas comosus (pineapple) is the source of this 1850-nucleotide messenger RNA. Its product is annotated as mRNA cap guanine-N7 methyltransferase 2. The record is from RefSeq and is a predicted model, not a curated record. Gene Ontology annotation, molecular function: mRNA 5'-cap (guanine-N7-)-methyltransferase activity. Gene Ontology annotation, biological process: 7-methylguanosine mRNA capping. The transcript has 13 exons. Lineage: Eukaryota; Viridiplantae; Streptophyta; Magnoliopsida; Poales; Bromeliaceae. Bases 1 to 1590 code for a protein of 529 amino acids. Gene Ontology annotation, cellular component: nucleus.